Molecule: messenger RNA, 2241 nt
Organism: Leptosia nina
Lineage: Eukaryota; Metazoa; Arthropoda; Insecta; Lepidoptera; Pieridae
Source: the annotation of a GenBank genome assembly
AUGUUCAGCGGAACGGUGCGCGUGAAGGUGUGCGAGGCUACAGGCCUCAGACCGACGGAUUUUCAGAAAAGGCACAACAUGACCUUCGGAAAGCCUGACGAUCAACCUAUAGACCCGUAUGUGUCGAUCGACGCCGACGAACACCAUUUAGACCGCUCCACUACGAAACCAAAGACAUUUGACCCUGUUUGGAAUGAGACCUUUAUACAAGAAGUUCAGAAUGCAACCAAUUUGGGUAUCACAGUGUUCCAUGAUGCUGCGAUACCUCCAGAUGAUUUUGUUGCAAACUGUACCAUCCCUUUUGAAGAUCUUAUGCACAGAGAAAAGGAUGCCACAGACUUUUGGGUGGAUCUUGAGCCACAAGGAAAAAUACAUCUCAAAAUUGAUCUGAAAUGGAAUUCACAAGUGGGUGCGGCUGCCUCAAGCGGUCCACGUCGCGAAUUCAAAGAGGGCGCAGGUUUCGCCCGACGACGGGGUGCGUUAAGGCGGCGGGUGCACCAAGUCAAUGGACACAAGUUUAUGGCGACCUUUCUGCGGCAGCCGACUUUCUGCUCUCAUUGUCGAGAGUUUAUCUGGGGUCUCGGAAAGCAAGGAUACCAGUGUCAAGUAUGCACUUGUGUGGUCCACAAAAGGUGUCACUCUUCUAUAGUCACCAAGUGCCCUGGAAUGCGAGAGGAGCAGAGCGUUUCCGGCGGGCAGCGUUUCAGCGUGAACGUACCACAUCGGUUCGUGGUACACUCAUACAAACGGUUCACGUUUUGCGACCACUGCGGUUCACUGCUGUACGGGCUUAUAAAGCAGGGGCUGCAAUGCGAGGUAUGCUCCAUCAACGUCCACAAGCGAUGUCAGAAGAAUGUCGCGAACAACUGCGGCAUCAACACGAAGGCGAUGGCAGCCAUACUCAGCGAGAUUGGUAUCAGCCCGGAUAAGAACCCGCGGCCUAGAGCUUCCAAGUACUUGAACACACCGAUGCUAGAGGGGGCGCCAGAUUUUAUUCCAGAAGACGGUAAAGAUGACAGGCAGGAUGACAAAGAGUUGGACGAGGGACACAAGCUGUGGGGCGCGCAGUGGGACGAGCUGCGAGAUAUAUUCGCCAGUUACCAAGGUGUGCAACAAGAGAUAGUAGUGCAGCGGUCAGCAUGGGACGAACUAGAAGAUAUUUUUGGUUGUAAACAAGGCCUGGGAGGUGAUGGUUCUGGCGGAGAUGGUGGGGCAAAGGUUUCAUUAGAUGAUUUUCACUUCAUCAAAGUGCUUGGGAAGGGCUCUUUCGGAAAGGUUAUGCUCGCUGAGAAGAAGGGAACUGAUGAGGUGUAUGCCGUAAAAGUGCUGAAGAAAGACGUGAUAAUCCAAGACGACGACGUAGAGUGCACGCUGACUGAGCGGCGGGUGCUGGCGCUGGCUGCGCGCCACCCCUUCCUCACGGCGCUGUACUGCGCUUUCCAGACGCCCGAACGCCUCUUCUUCGUCAUGGAGUACGUGGAUGGUGGUGAUCUUAUGUUCCAGAUACAGCGCGCUCGGAAGUUUGACGAGCCUCGGGCCAGAUUUUACGCGGCGGAAGUUACGCUGGCUCUGCAGUUUCUGCAUUCACACGGCGUCAUCUAUCGUGACCUGAAGUUAGACAACAUCCUGCUCGAUAGCGAAGGCCACUGUAAGCUGGCUGACUUUGGCAUGUGCAAGGAAGGGAUCAUCGAUGGUGUUACAACAACGACGUUUUGUGGAACGCCUGAUUAUAUUGCACCAGAGAUUCUGCAAGAGCUGGAAUAUGGUCCAUCAGUGGAUUGGUGGGCGCUGGGAGUGCUGCUAUACGAGAUGUUGGCCGGACAACCGCCUUUCGAAGCGGACAAUGAAGAUGAUCUUUUCGAGAGCAUCUUGCAUGAUGAUGUUCUUUAUCCCGUCUGGCUGUCAAAGGACGCUGUUUCCAUACUAAAAGGUUUUAUGACGAAGAACCCGUCGCGUAGACUGGGCGUGGUCGGCGGUGAGGCUGGCAUCAGAGCUCACUCGUUCUUCCGGGACAUGGACUGGGAAGCACUCGCCGCUAGACGCCUUCGCCCGCCUUUCCGACCCAAGGUGAAGAGCAAGCGUGAAGCGGCAAACUUUGAUGCGGAAUUUACCAAAGAGGACCCUUGUCUUACGCCUGUCCCCGCAGACGUGCUGCGAGCCAUUAACCAGGAGGAGUUCCACGGUUUCUCCUUCGUGAACGCAGAUUUCAACCCGCUACGCGAUGAACGACCGGCUCAGUGA